CUCGUCCUCCUGGCUGCCCGCGUUCGGCCCAGUCAGCUCACAGCCGUCGCCAUGCUGCCCGUCGCAGUCCUGCGCCGUCCUGGCCUGCGCUGCCUCGUCCGCCAGGCCCGCGCCUAUGCCGAGGCUGCCGCUGCGCCGGCCCCGGCUGCGGGCCCCGGCCAGAUGUCCUUCACCUUCGCCUCACCCACGCAGGUGUUUUUCAAUGGCGCCAACGUCCGGCAAGUAGACGUUCCCACGCAGACAGGAGCCUUUGGCAUCCUGGCGGCCCACGUACCCACCCUGCAGGUCCUGCGGCCAGGGCUGGUGGUUGUCCACGCGGAGGAUGGCACCACCUCCAAAUACUUCGUGAGUAGUGGCUCUGUCACAGUGAACGCUGAUUCCUCGGUGCAGUUGUUGGCCGAAGAAGCCGUGACCCUGGACAUGCUGGACGUGGGGGCAGCCAGGAUGAACUUGGAGAAGGCGCAGGCGGAGCUGUCAGGGGCAGCCGACGAAGCCUCCAGGGCAGAGAUCCAAAUCCGCAUCGAAGCCAACGAGGCCCUGGUGAAAGCUCUAGAGUAGGCGGUGCGUGGUCCUUGCCAGCAGGGAAACUGAGGCCCAGGACUGCACCGGGGAUGUCCCAGGCAGGCUAAACCAGCUCCCGUGGGUCCAGUCGGACGGGGGUGGGAGGAUGGGGAGAGCAGGGCCGCAGGCCCCCUGGGGGAUUCUUGGGUGGAAGGAGGCUGCUUGGCAAGAGGCCACCAGGGGGCAGCACAUCGCUUGCUCCUGCCGAGCGCGCUCUCACAGCUCCUAGCAAGGGGGGGCUCGCCGAGACCUUGCUCUGCUUCUCGCCUUCCAACCACUCGUGCCCCUCCCCCAGCCCGAUGUGCCACCACGUCCCCUCUGACCCCGCAGACCCUGCCGCAGGGACUUCAUUCGGCUUCUAGCCCUCUCCGUGGCAUGGCCUGCCCCCAGCCUGAGCCCCCCAUUAAAAGCCAGGGACGCCA
Molecule: messenger RNA, 983 nt
Organism: Suricata suricatta (meerkat)
Lineage: Eukaryota; Metazoa; Chordata; Mammalia; Carnivora; Herpestidae
Gene: ATP5F1D
Product: ATP synthase F1 subunit delta
Exons: 4
Coding region: 52-558 (168 amino acids)
Biological process (GO): proton motive force-driven ATP synthesis
Molecular function (GO): proton-transporting ATP synthase activity, rotational mechanism
Source: RefSeq, a predicted model, not a curated record